Molecule: messenger RNA, 2844 nt
Organism: Cynoglossus semilaevis (tongue sole)
Lineage: Eukaryota; Metazoa; Chordata; Actinopteri; Pleuronectiformes; Cynoglossidae
Gene: fbxo15
Product: F-box protein 15
Exons: 9
Coding region: 1023-2408 (461 amino acids)
Cellular component (GO): SCF ubiquitin ligase complex
Molecular function (GO): protein binding
Source: RefSeq, a predicted model, not a curated record
CUCGUGAAAGGGGAUACAAAAAGUGUCUAUAAAGGACUUAUUCAUUUCUUUUUGCUAUUACAAUAAUUUUAUUUUGAAGGUCAGUUUUACAUAAAGUGUAAAUCUGGUUUUGUUAUUUGUAAUGCUAACAGAUAUUGAUGAGUUAUUUAUUUGAGUUGGUCUGUGACAUUCCUAACCUACCAGCCAUUAAUAGCCAGUGCAUAUCCUUUGCUGCUCGCCUUGACCAUUUGGUUAAUGUGCUUCUUUGAGCCCCUUGUCUGGUGUAAAACAUAGUGGUAAAACUAUGCCCAGCGGUGUUUUAAAUUCGUGGCUUUUAAAAAUGUAAUUGUAAACUGCUGCGGUGGUUCCCUAAAUUGAGGUCUAGGGCAUUGACAGGACAGGUGUCCCUGGCAUCCUGCCUGGGGUUCCAUGAAAGUAACUACCCAUUACACAUUUCAUUCAAGCUGGUUUUAAAACAACUUUUCGUCAACAUUUCAAUUUUAAGGAUUCUUGGACGCAUCUAGAACAUCAUAUACAGCAGUAACCAACUGAUACUGUACGGGCCAAAUGUUAAACCGGAAGUUGUUUUGCUAAAGACCAAGCGUCACCAUGGUAACGAAGACAACGCGGAUGUUAGUAACAUUUCAGUUCACGAGAGAAACGGAGUAAAGCAGAAUUCAUUGAUUCUAAAUAGUAUAGAGAAGAAAACAUUAAAGCCAUCAAAAGAAGCAGGGAUUCAUUAAAUAAGACGUAAGCAGUCGACAGGAAAAGGCGCAGAAGGAGAAAUGUGGAGGAUAUAGAAGAAGUCUAUGAUCCUUUGAAGUGGAGUCCAGACUGAAUAAAUACAACAGAAUUCGUGGAAACAAUACAAAAAAAAAAAAAAUGGAAUAAUGAUUUAUUUUUUAACCAAUGCGGUAAUCUCGAUUACUGCAUUAACUUUUUUAAAUUUUAUUCUAAUAUUAGCCAGACUUUUGCAAAGCGCUGUAAAGGAAUUGGGAUUCUACUGACUGUGACCCCUCACCUGGGAGGUUUGGGGAUGAAACAUGGCGUCAAGAGUUUUUUCGGUCAUGCUGCGGUCUACACAAAAGUUUAAACGAGCUGGAAAACCACCCAAGAACUUUUUGGAAAGACUGCCGUCUGAGAUCCUGAUAAAGAUUCUGUCAUACCUGGAUGCCUCAACUCUUUUCACACUUAGUGUUGUCAGUAAACACUUCCACACACUCGCCAAUGAUAAUCUUCUUUGGAGAAACAUAUAUCUGGCUGAGUUUGGCAAAGAUGAGAAGAAGAGACUAAAGAGGGUCGAUGACGUGCUGCUCAAGAUGGCCAAAAUGGAGCUGCAGAAGUGCGCUGACGGCCACUGGAAGCUGCUGUUCUUCAAGACGUUGGCAGCGUGUGACAUGAACAAGUGGAAAAGACGCCUCAGAGUCAUAAGUCAACACACGGGCCUGCCAAGUCAAACAGAGCAGGUUCUCAGAAACCUGAAUGUCACCUGGGAGCUGACAGUAUCAGAUAAGUCAGGCCGUGAAGACACACUGGAGCUGAGGCUGUGCCAGUUCUGCGAGACAUCUGUGUAUCUGUGCUUUGAGGCUGGAGGCUGUUCGCUCAGCUACCAGCAGAUUUCCACUCUUCAACUCCAUGGUGUCAGGAGGAUCGCCCUCAGCUGCCCUGGCCUAAAGAACCCUGGCUGGAGGUCCCUGAUGGCCAAGUUCAACAUGCAGACUUUAAGUAAAAACGCGCAGCUUAUUGGUCAGGACAAACUCAUUCAACUGAAGCUACUGCAGCCUGGAAUCAUUGUCUGUACCUGGAAGGGCCAGCAUUCCAUCGCCUUCAUCAUGCUAACCCUUCACUACUACAGGCUAGUGGAAAGGAGCAUUCAAGGAUCACCUAUUAGCCCCUUUGUGGAGUCGAUAGACAGACCACCUUUUGAUGACGUGGACCCCCAAUAUGGUCUCCAUGGUUACCAGCUACACAUUGUUCUCCACAACACCAUGGACACACUCAUGUCUGAAAGAUUUACCCAGCUCUCCUGCCACAGAACUGAGAUCCGUGAAGGCCUGAUUAGGCUAACUGCCAUUAGCAAGACAAACCUGUCUCUGCACACCCGUCUGACAGGAAACAUCAACCUGCCCUGGAGGUGUGAGGUCCUGAAAGCUGCAGUGGAGAAUUGUUGCAUCAUGAGUCUGACUCUGCUGGAUGAGUUCAGGAAACCCUUUUGGUGCAUUUCCUCUCCCGUCUUCUUGAAGCCAGAAAACGUGUCUGCCUCCUAUGACUACGACGGCGACCACUUUCAGAUCCACUACAGUCACCCCGACGGUCUGGUGAAGAUAGGUCUGGUCUGGCUAAUGGAACAGAAGCAGUUUGUGGUCAUAAGUUUAAAAAUCUACGUGAGUGUUUCCAAGGUCAAUGAGCAUUUCCACAGAGAGUACUGAACCCCACGGUGCUCUGGGAAAAUUUCAGUUGUCGUUGUUUUUAGCCACUCAGGAUUGUUUUGGACGGUGUGGAACUAUUGUGUUCUCUCACCGAAGAGUGGCCCAGACCUGAGUGUUCAGCUGCUGAUAUUGAAUCAGGUUUUACUUCAUAAAACACUCAUUGUACGUCACACGCCUCAAUUUUCUUUUUACCUUGUGUUCUUUGUCAAAAUCCAGUCCUCAAAUGUAUUUUUUAUUGUUCAUUUCUAUUUAUGUAGAGCAACCGGUACGUAGAAAAGUGCUGAGUUUAAAAACCAUUCACUGUUUGACCUCAUCACUGCAUUUUUUGAAAUGCUGAAUAUGUUUGCAUUGUUAAAUCAAAUGAAAAAUAUAAAAAAGUUAUUGAAAAAUAACAGAACUGAGUCCAGUAAUUAAGUUGUUGUUCCAGAUAAUUUUC